Messenger RNA from Musa acuminata AAA Group (dessert banana), 396 nucleotides. RefSeq names its product monoterpene synthase 8, chloroplastic-like. The record is from RefSeq and is a predicted model, not a curated record. The coding region runs from base 1 to 396 and encodes 131 amino acids. NCBI's taxonomy places the organism in Eukaryota, Viridiplantae, Streptophyta, Magnoliopsida, Zingiberales, Musaceae. Gene Ontology annotation, molecular function: magnesium ion binding; terpene synthase activity. The transcript is spliced from 2 exons.
AUGGUUAGUAUAUGGUGGACCGAUAUCGGCCUUGCAAAGAGGCUGCCAUUCUUGGUGGAGAACUAUCUCUGGACCGUCGGCUGGGCUUUUGAACCACAAUUUUGGAGUUACAGGGAGAUCCAAACAAAGGCAAACUGCUUUGUAACGAUGAUCGACGAUGUUUAUGAGGUCUAUGGUACCUUGGACGAACUCGAACUCUUCACUGAUGCUGUGGACAUUAAUGCGAUCGACAAGUUCCCGGAGUACAUGAAGAUGUGUUUGCUAGCAGUCUUCAACACUGCAAAUGAUGCAGCUCAUAGAAUCACGAAAGAGAAGAACUUGGACAUAUUACCCUACCCAAAGAGAGCAGAAACAUACCAUCGCUUUCUUGAUCAUCUUACUACGUCAAUCACCUGA